Blastocystis hominis is the source of this 1062-nucleotide messenger RNA. RefSeq lists its product as hypothetical. The transcript has a single exon. Gene Ontology annotation, cellular component: cytosol. Bases 1 to 1062 code for a protein of 353 amino acids. The record is from RefSeq and is a predicted model, not a curated record. Lineage: Eukaryota; Bigyra; Opalinata; Blastocystidae. Gene Ontology annotation, molecular function: protein-folding chaperone binding.
AUGGGUAAAGAUUAUUAUGCUAUACUUGGUGUCAGUCGUAACGCUACUGACGAAGAAUUGAAAAAGGCCUACAGAAGACUUGCUCUGAAAUGGCAUCCUGACCGGAACAAGGAUAAUAAAAAGGAAGCUGAGGAAAAGUUUAAGGACAUCAGCCAGGCUUACGAGGUUCUAAGCGAUCCUAAAAAGCGACAGGUGUACGAUCAAUUUGGUGAAGAGGGCUUGAACGGAGGUAUGCCUGGAGCUGCUGGUGGUGCUGGAGGUGCCGGUGGUUUUGGAGGUUUCAGUGGCUUCAACAUUGAUCCUCGUGAUUUGUUUUCGCAUAUGUUCGGAACUUCUGACUUUGGAACUGCGUUCCGCGAGUAUGGAGGUGAUGGUGACGGAGGUUUCCACUUCAGUUUUGGAGGAAUGCCUGGCUCCGGCUUUUCUGGUGCGGACUUCUUCUCUGGAGGUAAUCCAAGACAGCGAACUAGUCGACGCGCCGAGCCUGAGCCUGAGCCUAGGGAACAGGAUCCUGAUGUUGAGCGUCCUCUUCCUGUGUCAGUCCGCGAUAUCUAUACUGGUGUAACAAAGAAACUGAAGAUUACUCGUAAAAUCUAUGAUCAGAGUGGUAACUACUCGACAGAAGACAAGAUCGUGGAGGUCAAUAUCAAGCCUGGUUGGAAGGCGGGCACAAAGAUUCGAUACCGCAAGCACGGAGAUCAGCGUCCUGGUCAUAUUCCAGCUGAUAUUGUUUUUGUUCUCGAGGACAAGCCGGAUAAGGAGUACAGUCGAGAAGACAACGAUCUGAUCUACCACAAAGACAUUCCUCUGGUGGAUGCUCUUUGCGGAACUCGUUUCAUUUACAAGCACCUAGAUGGCCGCAACAUUCAGGUUUUGGCUCCUUCUGUCGUUUCUCCUGAGACGGAAAUCAAGUAUCCUGGAAUGGGAAUGCCGAUUUCGAAGCAGCCUGGAACCUUUGGCGACUUGCGGAUUAAGUUCAAUAUCAAAUUCCCUAAAACGCUGAGUGCCGAAGAUAAAGCUUCGAUUCGGAAUAUGAAGUGCCUGGAGGUUUCAACAGACUAG